AUUUUAUGAAAUCACACACAGCAUGAUAUAAGGAAGGUUGUUUGUUUGAAGUUUGAAGAAAAUAAAUAAAUUAGUAAAUUGUGAAUCUCAACUUAAUUCAAUACAAAAGUGUAAAACAUGGAAGCGGCUUCUUUAGACUUCGUUGCGCAAGCAUGUAUGGACUUAACUGAUGCUAUAAGCGGAGUUACAAGUGAAUUUGAACGGGAUUCUCACAUUUCAUACCAUAUCAAGAAAGUAUGGUCAACAGUUACUCCGAUAGAAGACUUUAAAAAGAACUUGGAGUGGGUGAACGUGUCGGAGCCGAUAUCCUUGGCGCAGCACUGCUCCGACAAGAUUGUGAUAUUGGACUUCUGGACCUAUUGCUGCAUUAACUGUUACCAUGUACUGCCUGACCUGGCGCAUAUUGAGAAACUGCACUCAGUUGAAAAAGGGGUAGUGGUGAUAGGGGUGCACUGUGCCAAAUUCACAAAUGAGAAGGACUCGUCCAAUGUGCUGUCAGCCGUACAGAGAUAUGGCAUCCAUCAUCCAGUGGUGAACGAUGCUGACAGCUGCAUGUGGGAUGCACUUGGAAUUAAAUGCUGGCCUACACUACUUAUAUUAGGUCCCGGCAAUAAGCCCCUAUUUGUGUUAACGGGUGAAGGGCACAGAGACGAACUGGUGUGGUAUGUGGGUAACGCGGUGCGUCACUUCGGCAGCCGCAUAUCCAACGCACCCAUAGCGGUAGCACCCGCUAAGCAUCUGAAGCCUAAAACUGAAGAUCUGCUCUAUUUUCCUAGCAAGCUGGCAUUGAACCCGUACUACCGCGGUCGUGCAGACGAGCCGUUCCUAGCUAUCUCGGAUACUGGCCAUCAUCGUAUAGUGCUCACUGACUGCGCAGGAGUUGUACUAAGAAUUGUCGGAGGGUUGGAACCUGGAUUUAAGGAUGGCAAACUGAACGAGGCUCAGUUCAACUCGCCACAAGGAGUAUGCUGGUUGUCGAGCAACGUGCUGGCAGUAUGCGACACUAACAACCACGCGGUCCGCGCUAUACAUCUCGACGAGGGCACUGUCGAGAUACUCGCCGGCACCGGGGAACAGUCGCCACAUGGUGAUCCAGGCGGCAAGUGCCUAGGCGUUCAACCACUAGCGUCACCGUGGGACGUGCUUCUCUACACGACGCCCGACAUGGACAUGUCAGUGCGUCCUCUCCUGCCGCCUCCACCGCCGCCGCCCGGCGCCCAACCCGCUGCCGAUAGCAAGGAGCUCGCUAAGGGAGAUCAUAAAGAAAAAGAUAAGGACAGCAAGCGUCGCGUGCUGCUGAUCGCGUGCGCCGGCUCGCAUCAGAUCUGGGCGCUGUUCCUCGACACCACCAUCUGGUGGAAAUACAAGACUUUCACUGAAGGUACAUGUGUGUGUAUCGCGGGUUCUGGCGCGGAGGCAGCUCGCAACAGCGCCUACCCGCACUCCGCUGCGUUCGCGCAGCCCUCCGGACUUACACUCAGAACCGGAUCAAGCCCAGAGAUUUUCAUCGCUGAUUCAGAGAGUUCGUCUAUCCGCCGACUCGCGUUGACAACAGGACAAGUUUCUACUCUAUGCGGCGGUGACCGCAACCCUUUAAAUUUAUUCGCAUACGGAGACGUGGAUGACACGGGCGUCGACGCCAAGCUACAACACCCGUUAGGCGUGGCUUACUGUGAAUCUUCCAAAACUCUCUACGUAGCCGACACAUACAACCACAAGAUCAAGAAAGUCGAAGUCGGCCCACAAAAAGUCACCACAUUAAACCCCACAAUGAACGAGACCACUGACCCAGCGAAAUUUAACGAACCAUCCGGACUAUCCAUUACUGGUGACGGAAAAUACCUCUAUAUAGCCGACACAAAUAAUCACUGCAUCAAAAUACUCAAUCUUACGAAGAACGUGUGCCAAGACUUCAAAGUAAGACUAAUGGAGCCCAAGUUUAUCGAACCAGAUAAUUUGAUCCUGUACAAAAACGACUUGUUUGUCAAUAGGAAAUGUGGCAAUCUUAUCAUUUACUUCAAUGUUAGUUUGGACUCGGAUACCAAGAAUGUUAAGUUCACUCCUGGAGCUCCGCAGAACUGGCUUGUGUGUGUGCGUGAUGAAAACAGUAAGGAUGUGACACAAGAAGAUUUUGAGUUCAUUAGUUCUUCCCACAAAGGCAGCAAGUUGCCUGGUCGGGUCGAAAUGAAACUCAAACAGCGAACAGAUAAGUUCCUUUAUCGCUUGUACCUGAGUUUCCACACGGCGCUCUGUGACGCCUCAGUAUGUUUCUCACACUCCUUCACUAUCAGAUCUACAAUUUUAGUUAGAGAUUCCGUAAAGAAGGUCGAGUCGUACAAGAUUACGUGUAAAGUGAACCCAGUUAACAGGCCUGACACUAAACAACAGCAGAAAGAUGAUCAGAAGUCAUAAGUUCUUAUUAUUUAGCAAAUGUAAGCACAACACAGCUUUAGCACUAAAACAAAUUAAUUUUAAGUUAACCUGAUUACUUUUAAGCGCAGUUGUUACUAAUAACAGAGAUUGUUAUUUUUAUUUGGUUUUUAUUACCUUUUAGUUAUGUUAAUUGACAUAAAGACAUUUUUUUUUAUAAAAAA
This is a messenger RNA of Helicoverpa zea (corn earworm), 2594 nucleotides long. Its product is annotated as NHL repeat-containing protein 2. NCBI's taxonomy places the organism in Eukaryota, Metazoa, Arthropoda, Insecta, Lepidoptera, Noctuidae. Gene Ontology annotation, molecular function: protein binding. The record is from RefSeq and is a predicted model, not a curated record. The transcript has 11 exons. Bases 118 to 2412 code for a protein of 764 amino acids.